Messenger RNA from Drosophila novamexicana, 3585 nucleotides. Its product is annotated as E3 ubiquitin-protein ligase RFWD3. Gene Ontology annotation, biological process: interstrand cross-link repair; protein ubiquitination. The transcript is spliced from 2 exons. The record is from RefSeq and is a predicted model, not a curated record. Gene Ontology annotation, molecular function: ubiquitin protein ligase activity; protein binding. The coding region runs from base 136 to 2211 and encodes 691 amino acids. Gene Ontology annotation, cellular component: nucleus. Lineage: Eukaryota; Metazoa; Arthropoda; Insecta; Diptera; Drosophilidae.
ACAAAAUCAACGCGCUUUAUUAAUGUUUUUAUUAUCGCUGCUAAGGCAAACAAAUACAGCAGAAUGCUGAGCCCAUAAAAGCAUUUCAACGCUAAUUUUCGGUUCCACGCAAUUUUUAAAAACUACUGUUGUUCCAUGAACGAUCGGGACUCGGAUGCGAGAUACGCGCUGAUGCUGAUAGACAUGUUGUUUGGGGGGGAACACGAAGAAGAGUAUCAGGAUUUAAUGAUUUCCGAUGAGGAGACCGAUUCUGAGUAUGCAGAAGAGCACGGAGAUUUCGAAACUGAUCCUGAAGAAAGUGAUACUGAGCCAGCAGAACUUGAACCAGGAGAUCCUGAUGAAACUGAUGCCGAAGACACCGAUGCUGAAGAUGCCAAUCCUGAGCCAGCAGAGCCUGCGCCAGCAGAACCAGCGCCAGCAGAACCAGCGCAAGUAGAGCCUGAGCCAGCAGAGCCUGCGCCAGCAGAGCCUGCGCCAGCAGAGGCUGCGCCAGCAGAGCCUGCGCAAGCAGAACCCGAGUCGGUAGACGAGCCAGAGCCACUUCCUGGUGAACAAGAUGAGGUUGUGCUGCUGGAACCAGCUGCCGAGCGACCCACAACGUCCCGCAGGGCACAGCUGCAACAGAGUAACAUAAUAAAUCUUGACUCGCCAUCACCACCAAAGAAACGCAAGCGUCUAUCCAACGUGGCCAGCACGGAAAUGGGCACGCCGGUAGCCAAGCCAUCGUCGAACGACGAAGAGGACGACGGCAUGACGUGUCCCAUAUGCCUGGAGUCGUGGGAGAUGAGCGGAGAGCAUCGCCUGGUAUCACUGCGCUGCGGUCAUCUGUUUGGCGAGUCCUGCAUUCGACGCUGGCUCAUCGAGAGUCAACGGCAGUCGGCGGUUAAGGUGUGCCCGCAGUGCAAGACGAAGGCCACCAAUCGAGACAUACGCUGCCUUUAUGCGAAGCGACUGCGGGCCAUAGAUCGCACAGAGGAGCACGACAUGCGCAGAGAGCUGGAUGCAGAGCGUCGCCGCGCCCAGGCGCUGACCACCGAACUGGCAACAGUCAAAAUGUCACAUUCCCUAACCGUCAGCAAGCUGAACGAACUGCAGCUGGAUUACGAGCGGCUGCGCCAGGUGGUGCGCGCGGGCGGCGGCUGUCGCGGCGCCUUUGGCGACGAUCUUAGCGGCGGCGGCACCUUAAAGAGUCUCAACCAGUUGACCAGCCAUCGACUAUACAUGGAAAAGAACUUUGAGAUAACACGAGAUCCCGGCUGCCGCGUGCUGCUCUAUUCGGCGCAGCACUCCACGCUGGUUGCCUCCCAGAAGAGCGCACAGCUUCUGUUUCCCGGCUAUGGAGUGCGCUUCAUCGAUUCGCCCAGCUUCAAGCCGCUGCACUUUCUGCACACCUCGUCCUUGCUGGUGCGCGAUAUUGGUUUCAGCGACAGCCAGCAUUUGUUGACCGUGGCCAGUCGGGAGACGCGCAUUAAAACGUUCGACAUACGCACCCGGGUGUGCAGCAGCGUGUUCACGGCCAAUGACAAGCCGCUGUGGUCCUGCGGCGUGGACCGCAACGAGCGUGAGCACUUUCUAUAUGCGGGCGACCUGCGCGGUGGUGUCUAUGUAUUCGACAUGCGCUUCCCGGAGACGAUCCUCAGCGAGUUUCAAUCUGAGGAAAACUUUAGUCCUGUGAUAAACAUAGCUGCCGUGCCCGCGGGCAAGGUGUUCAGCAAUGGCGGAUUUCUCGUCUGCCAGCUGACCAUAGUGAAAUUCUAUGAGUAUGCCAAUGAUACGGCCCUGCCUACGCGCCUCAACGUGGAUGGUCCCUUCCUGUCCAUGCAUUAUGAUGUGGUGCAGGACACGGUGCUCUUCUCGGCACGCUCCAAUGCCCAGUGUACGCAGUCGCGCUUUAUACUCGCCAAGCUGGACAAAAUCGAUGGCAUUCCAGUGCUCCAGGUUAAGGCCACAAUAUUUGGCUCAACUGCCACGCCCUAUAUGACACGACCCACACAGAUGGGCGUGGAAGAUAAUACGCUGGUCAUUGGCUACUUGCAGGACAACAAGCAGCUGAUGAUGUACGAUGUACGGCGCGAGGAACGCGUCCAAACGAUUCCCGUCAACGAGGUAGUCUACGACAUCUGUCCAGUGGGCACGCCGGCUGGCUAUUACCUGGCCGCCUUGACGGACAACAAGUGUCGCAUCUACAAGGUCAACAGCAGCAGGAACUGAGAUUCCAAUCUGUUGUUGACUGUGCAAAGACUGUGACAAUUCGACUGCGUACUGCGUACCGAUAAUUAUUUAGUAACUAGUUGUUAGUUAAAACAUUUAAGAGUUAUGUUUCAUUGUGGCUUUUUAUUUAAACAUUCUCAUGCUCGCUUCGCACGCACACAGAAAAACUUGAAAUAUAAAUGUAUCCUUCUUUAUUAUUUGAUCAUCUAUACACAUAUCUUGACCAUAAUGUUAAAUUCUUUAUGUUUGAAGAUCUCUUUUUUGAUUCCAGUGUUUCAUCAAUUUUGUGUUUUUAAAGUUUCUUUCUUUUAUUUAAUGUGCGGUCUCUAAACUCCGGCAAAUUACAUGUACGAUUAACUACACAUAUAAAUCAUUUUGAUAUUUGAGUAUAUUUUGAAAAACAAAAUGAUUAUAAUAAAAAACAUUUGUCGAAAUAUUCAGCGUUUUAUCAAACACACAAUAUAUAAACAUUCUAUAUGUUUAUAUAUAGACUCUAGUUUUACAUAAGUUGUUCAAUGUUUGAUUAAUAUACAUUUAAAGCUAUAGAAAAUGUUUUGUUGCAUAUUUGUAUUGGGCUGGCAUGGAUUCCAAAUGAAUGUCAAACUAAAUCAAUUCAACUCUAUAUAGUACAUAAUGUGUAUGUAAAUUGUAGCCCCACGGGACAGUCUCAAAUGUUAAACACACGUAUAUUUACUUCGUUCUUUUUGUUUUUUAUUUUUGCUGCUUUCUCCUGUUCUGGCCUCACUAAAUCUAAAUCUAAAUUGUUUGAUUCUUUAGUUUUGUAAUAUCGAGUCUUGUCUAUAGCGCCCCGGUUCUAUGUAAAAUUGUAUCAAAAAAGAUCGUUGGUCAAAGGUUUUUUGUUUAAACGCUCCAGCUAUAAAUCGUAUAUAUGUAUAUAAUUAGUAUAUAGAAUUUGUGAAAGUGUGUGUUGGAUAGUUGAAAGACGCUAGAUUUGGUCUAUACUUUUCAAGUAUAUGUUCAAAUAUAUUUUGUUGUGUUUUAUUCGUGUUUGUGUGUUUGUCUGAGUGUGUGUUUUUAAGAUUAAAGAAUACAUUAUCAUAGAUAUAUGUACGUAUGUUUAUGUUUAUGUUUAUGUUUAGUAGAGACAUACUUAGAUGCAUUUGCUGCUGUGGAGUUAGGCGUUAUAUUAAAAGAACUUACAACUUAAAUAAUUGUCGAGAACUAAAUGUACAUUCGUAUAUAAACACUAGAUUCACUUAGGCUAAACUAAACUCAUAAUGAAAUCGGAAAUCUCGAUGGGUAAGGAGAAGGAGGAGGGUAGAUAGCAAGGAUAAACGAACUUUUAUAGGACAGUUAAUAAACCGCCGAACAUUGUCAUAGUCUGAGCACGAGUAGGAAUAGGAGUAGGAGUAG